UAAUCCCUUUCUAAAUAGCCUCUGAGCCAGGAAAGAGUUCGGGAACUCUGUCUGUGGACAUUGGACCGUGGGAGCAGCACUGAGAAGUAUCCCACACCUCAAAAGCUGAGGAGAAGUCACACACAGAGAGAAGUUUGGAUUCUGAAAGGACACUGCUUCCAUCAGGAUGAAUUUUGCCGCACAGUUAUUUUACUCAAGCUACUUAAAUGAGCGACUGGAACGAUUGUUUUCACCAAAGCCUGCACUUAAAGACAGCGAGGAAAAAGACCCCUUCUGGCAGAGAGAGGAGCUGCGUCUGGGCCCAGCAGAACCAGCUAACUCUUACAAAGGAGGGCUGGUCAGUAAUGGCGCCGUGGGUCGCAGACCGACCCUUAUUGAACCAGAGAGGCUGAAGGACUUUGGUGAGGAGGAACUUGUCAACGGUGAUGUGAAGGUCCGUGACACCAGAGUUGCGGUAGAGGCACCUGUCAUCAUACUAAUGGACCCGCCUAAAACCCGAAGAGUCAGUGAGUUCAGAAUCGUACCCAGACCGACUGAACAGUACCUGCGGUUCGAGGACAUCAGCGCUGCCGCCUUCACUAUCCAGUCAGGGAUACAGAAGACACCCUGCUCGUACUCCCGGCUGUCCAAACAGUACGGUAUGGAAAUCUACCUAAAGAAGGAGCACCUGCACUACACAGGCUCAGUGAAGGAACGAGGAGCAUUGUACCUGCUCUCCUCUCUCACACAGGAGCAGCAGAGAAAAGGUGUGAUUGUUGCCACCGACUGUAACUUCUCCAUGGCUGUGGCACAUCAUGCAGUGGAGCUGAAGAUCCCCGUGUUUGCCAUCAUGCCCUCAUGUUGCUCCUCACCUCGUCUUCGGAUCUACAGAGACUACGGCGCCAUGGUCAUCUCCUACGGCAGCACCGGCCAUGAUUCACAGAACCACGCCCGCCAUUUGGCCGCAAACAAUGGAUACCUCUACCUUGAAGAAGAUGAAAGUGCGACCUACCUGGCAGGACUGGGCACAGUGGGGAUGGAGAUCUACGAGCAAGUAGCCAAACUUGAUGCAGUGUUGGUGCCUGCAGCUGGACGGUACGGCCUGCUGGCGGGCACGGCUGCAGCCAUCAAGCAUCUCAACACACACGUUCUUGUCAUAGGAAUAGAACCUGAAGGUUUCCCUUUGCUGCAUCAAUCUCUGAAGACAGACGGUCCCGUCAAAGACUUUCAUAGCAGCCCCAGUAGCAGACUGUACGGAGAUCUCAUGGAGCACUCGCUCGGCAUCAACACCUUCCAGCUGGCAAAGAGACUUGUGGAUAAAGUCAUCUCCGUCAGUGAAGAGGAUUCUCUGGUGGCAAUGCUGAGGUUUCAAGAGUUUGAGCGUUCUACUGUGGACACGGAGGGAGCCAUGGGACUGGCAGCCAUCUUGGCAGGACAGCUGCCAGAACUGAGAGGAAAAAGGGUUGCAGUGGUGGUGAGCAGUGCUAACAUGGAGCUGGAUCUGGUGAGGCAGUGUGUGGACCGAGCCCUGGUGCUGGACGACCGUGUCAGCAAGUUUUCAGUGCAGCUGGGAGAAUGGCCCGGAGACAUGGCGAAGCUGUUGGACGUCUUGUCCAGAGAGGACGUCAGGUUGUUGGACGUCAAUCAUCGGAGGCACAGUGACAAGUCAAACCUCUUCAAAGCAAAGGUGGAGUGUGUAGUGGAAACCAGAGACAAGACACAAAGCACUCAACUGAGGAAGACGUUGAGUGAACGCUACCCUUCUGUCUGCUGGCUGGAGCGAUGAUCAUGUGACCAUUGAUGAAACUAACCUACUGUAUAUUUUGAAUGGAAUGUCAUCAACAUGUGGACUCAACUUAGUCCCAUUCACACAACGGAUGUUCAAAAUUUGCAUUUAGAGUCACUAUUAUUCAUAUUGAUACUGAUUAUGCUGCUAUGAUUGUCUGCUGCUACAGUGAAGUAGUUCUACUGCACAGUGGGGGCAUGUGUAGGUACAGUAUGUGCAGCCACACCAUUAGGUACACUCUAAUAUGAGGGAGAUUUUCAGAAAGAUACAUUUUUGGUAUACACUGGACUAUAUAUAUUAUAGUUUGUUCAAUAUCAAUGUAUAUACCUAGUAGUGGGUCUAUAUCUUUAAUGUGGCGCCCUUGGUUACCUCAUACCAACCCAAUCACACUCAGGCUUCCCAGCAUGCUUUGUGUUGUGCUGAUUGAGAUAGCGUCUGGAGUUGAUUACCGUCUUUGCAGUUUCCUGCGUGACUCAAGAUCACAUAUCCUCACCGAAUGAGCGCUGAGCACAAAUCUAUUUGAGUCUUUUUUCCCCCUCAUCCUUGGGGCGCCCCCUAGAGAAUGCCAAGCUAGAACUGCCACUGUACAUGUGCAGUACCGUGCAAAGGUUUUGUUGUUGGAAUUCCCUUUUUCAAAGCAUUCGCUGUGACACUGCAAACAUUGAAUAGUAUAGGCAGUUACGAAAAAAACUAAUAAAUCCACUAGAAUUUGAAUAGAUGUAGUAAAUACAGUCAUAUUUGCUGUAUUGGAGUGUUCUCUAAGUUGAUUGUGGUCAAGUAUGUCGCCUUUGCACAGUCCUGUACAUUGUACACAUUGCUUUGCAUAUUUAUUUCGGAAUGGUUGUACUUAUGAUCGAGUAUCAUUUUUAAAGAGGUAGUUUCGCUCCCAAGUAGAAAUGUUUCCUGAAUAAAACUUACUUUUGGGAUUUUGUUAUCAGCUGGCUCAUUAUUAUGAAAUGUUUUCUGACUUGAGAAUUAUUAUUAUUAUUUGCAUUAGUCACCCCAGUAUACAGUGUACUGUACAUGUUUGCAUGGUAAAUAUUGCCACGUUUACCCGGUUUCUUUAUGUGUGAUGAUAGUCUGUUCUAAAGCAGGGGUAUCUCACUUUUUCAUUGAGGGCCACAUCACAACUGGGGCUGCCCUGAGAGGGCCAUAUGCAACAGUGGGUACCGUAUUUUUCGGAGUAUAAGUCACACCUGCCGAAAAUGCAUAAUAAAGAAGGAAAAAAACAUAUGUCGCACUGGAGUAUAAAUCGCAUUUUUUGGGGAAAUUUAUUUGAUAAAAGCCAACACCAAGAAUAGACAUUUGAAAGGCAAUUUAAAAUAAAUAAAGAAUAGUGAACAACAGGCUGAAUAAGUGUACGUUAUGAGGCAUAAAUAACCAACUGAGAACGUGCCUGGUAUGUUAACGUAACAUAUUAUGGUAAAAGUCAUUCAAAUAACUAUAACAUAUAGAACAUGCUAUACAUUUACCAAACAAUCUGUCACACCUAAUCGCUAAAUCCCAUGAAAUCUUAUAAGUCUAGUCUCUUACGUGAAUGAGCUAAAUAAUAUUAUUUGAUAUUUUACGGUAAUGUGUUAAUAAUUUCACACAUUAGUCGCUCCUGAGUAUAAGUCGCAACCCCC
Nerophis lumbriciformis (worm pipefish) is the source of this 3390-nucleotide messenger RNA. Its product is annotated as L-threonine ammonia-lyase. Gene Ontology annotation, molecular function: L-serine ammonia-lyase activity; threonine deaminase activity. Lineage: Eukaryota; Metazoa; Chordata; Actinopteri; Syngnathiformes; Syngnathidae. The record is from RefSeq and is a predicted model, not a curated record. Gene Ontology annotation, biological process: L-serine catabolic process; L-threonine catabolic process.